Osmerus eperlanus (European smelt) is the source of this 759-nucleotide messenger RNA. RefSeq names its product neuromedin U (gene nmu). NCBI's taxonomy places the organism in Eukaryota, Metazoa, Chordata, Actinopteri, Osmeriformes, Osmeridae. Bases 108 to 608 code for a protein of 166 amino acids. Gene Ontology annotation, molecular function: neuromedin U receptor binding. The transcript is spliced from 9 exons. The record is from RefSeq and is a predicted model, not a curated record. Gene Ontology annotation, biological process: regulation of smooth muscle contraction.
UCCAGCCUUAUAAUGGUCCUAGGGGGAGGAUUAAGCCCACCAGAACGACUACUAACCCGACAGGCUACGAGAUAGCAGAGAAUAGCAGAGAACAGAAGUGCGUAACGAUGAAGACCUCCCAGUGCCAAACCAGAGUUUCUCAGAGCGGCAACGCGAGCAAAGUGACCAACCUCUACAGUAGCGCGAUGAGCCCGCUCAGCACCGUCAGCAUCACCCUUGCCGUUCUACUCAUCUCAGCAAUCCCCGUCUGCACUAGUGCUCCAGUAGUGCUGCCACGAGCAACAAUAGACCAGGACCAGCUUCUCAGUCAGGUGGAUGAGGUGUGCUCAGCCUACCUCUCUGCAGACCUGCCAUUUCGGCCGUCAGACCUGCUUGGAGAAGUGUGUGUCCUGAUGCUAGUUCAGAAGUCCAAGGAGUUGAAAACCCGUGACACCAGUAAAAGGCCCCCCAUGUUGCACCCUCUGCUGCAACUGGUUCCUCAGCUUGAUAAACGGCGAGGGAAAGGAAUCAGACUGCACGAGGACCUGAAGGGCCCGGCUGGCAUCCAGAGCAGAGGCUACUUCCUGUACCGGCCACGAAAUGGAAGAAGAUCUCUAGAAUAUGAAUAAAGAAAAAGUAUCAAGUGUCUGCUGGUUGAGCUGCUGUAUGGAGAGGAUCAGACCCCCCCUGUCCUAGGGAGAACCACACCCAUUCACGGCCCCUGUAUAGUGAUGUUGAAUGUAAACAAAGAAUCCUAAUAAAGUUGCUCAUCGUUUGUCC